This is a messenger RNA of Penicillium longicatenatum, 648 nucleotides long. Its product is annotated as NAD(P)-binding protein. The record is from RefSeq and is a predicted model, not a curated record. The transcript is spliced from 2 exons. NCBI's taxonomy places the organism in Eukaryota, Fungi, Ascomycota, Eurotiomycetes, Eurotiales, Aspergillaceae. The coding region runs from base 1 to 648 and encodes 215 amino acids.
AUGUUUGGUUCGGUAUGUUCCUUGUAUGAAUGUCCCCCAAGCCUUGUAUACUCAUGGACAUUAGUUACCGGCUGUUCUUCCGGCCUGGGGAAGUCUAUAGCUAGCACCAUCUAUGCUGCAGGCCACCAAGUGGUGGCGACAGCCCGAAAAGUCGACACAUUCGACUACCUCCCCGACAGUCCAAGCGUCCUCAAGCUAAGCCUUGAUGUGACAUCCGCCGAAAACAUCCACAAUUGCUUCACCACCGCUGUGGAGACAUUUGGCCGCAUUGACAUCGUUAUCAACAACGUCGGGUAUGCUCUCUCAAGAGAUACCGAGGCUAUAGCCGAGUCGGAUGCACGUCUGGAGAUGGAAACCAUCUUCUGGGGUCCUGUCCACAUCACCCGAGAAGCUGUCCGCAUUUUCAGAGAGGCCAAUCCCACAGGGCAAGGUGGAACUGUGGUUCAGGUCUCUUCUAUUGGCGGCUAUGUUACAUUUCCCGGAAGCUCUUUCUAUCAUGCUGGAAAACAUGCGCUCGGAGGUUUCACACAGUCUUUUGCUAAAGAGCUCGAGCCGAGCUGGAAUAUCAAAAUGAUGGUUGCCGCUCCGGGAGGCAUUCGGACCAACUAUUUCACAAAUACCCAAAUGAGAGCUAGACACCCUGCUUAG